GCAAGAUGUGGGUUGUGUUAGGAUUGACGCUGGCGUUAGCAGCAGCAGAGGACACUUGUUCCUCAGACGAGAAAACACAUAAGCUGGAGUUGGACGCGUUUUACCAUGAUUGUUCGAUGUUCAACGAUCAUAAGCUGUUCAACGGUCCGGUGUGUGGCAGUGAUGGCACUACGUAUGCUAACUGCGUACACUUGGCCUGCAUGAACCAUUGGAGAGCCGCGUGCGAUAAGGUGAAGAUAGUCAGUAAGGGUGUUUGCCCUGACUGUGAGGUCCCCUUCAAGUGGGCUCCUGUGUGGGAUCCUGUCUGCGGCACUGACAACGUCACCUACGCCAACACAGAAGCUCUGGCUCUGCACAACGAUCGUGCUGGCAAAGCUAUCAAGGUUUACCACGACGGGGAAUGCAUCGACCCCACCGUAGGCUGUUUCGGCAUAGACUACGCCCCCUGGGAGAACGCCGUCUGUGGCACGAAUGGAAGGACGUACCAGAGUGUGCAGGCCAUCGCGGACCUGCGCAAAAUGGGGCAAUGUGUGGACGUCCUCCACGACGGAGGGUGUACCGUUGACGAGGUGAAGGAGAGGGUGAAAGGCAGAAUGGAGAUGUGCAACCUAGCCAGGACCUUCUACGAGGCCAAUCCUGUCUGUGUGGACGUCCUCCACGAUGGAGGGUGUACAGUGGACGAGGUGAUGGAGAGGGUGAAAGGCAGAAUGGAGCUGUGCAACCUAGCCAGGACCUUCUACGAGGUCAACCCUGUCUGUGGAGAAGAUGGAGUAACCCAUGGCAACCCGUACAUCAUGCGAUGCUUCAAACCUAAUGUUGAUGCCAGCUACAUGGGAGAGUGUGACUCCCCGUUGCACCGCGCCUGUCAGGCCGCUGUGGACAUCGACAAAGGUCUUGUGAAGUGUCCUGGAGAAGUAUGUGGCAGUGAUGGUCUGACUUACAAAUCAGGAUACCACCUGGACUGCGCUACAAACAACGACAAGUAUCUCUUCAUCCUCCACGAGGGCGCGUGUACCCCCGAGGACAACCCUUGUACCAACAUGCCUGAGGUGACAGACAAAGCGAACCCGAUCUGUUCCUCUGAUGGAGUAACCUACGUCAACAGCUGGGCGCUCUGGUGCAUGCAGAGGAAGGAGGAUCCAUAUUUAAAAUUCUUCCACGAUGGGCAGUGUCUAAGGCGAUGCAUUGAAUGUGGACUGCCCAACUGUCGAGGGUGCUGUAAGGCCAAAUGAACUUGACACGAACAGUAGACUUUAAACUGUUGUGCCAACAGAACACGGACCAACCAGUGUCAAGGUCAUAGGAAGGUCACAUGAGGAAGAGUCAUUGUUGUAAAUACUGUACAAAGACCUAGGUAUAUUUUUAUAUGAACUUUUUAUAAAAAACAUUUGUUCAAA
Molecule: messenger RNA, 1397 nt
Organism: Macrosteles quadrilineatus (aster leafhopper)
Lineage: Eukaryota; Metazoa; Arthropoda; Insecta; Hemiptera; Cicadellidae
Product: serine protease inhibitor dipetalogastin-like
Exons: 9
Coding region: 6-1232 (408 amino acids)
Molecular function (GO): protein binding; serine-type endopeptidase inhibitor activity
Source: RefSeq, a predicted model, not a curated record